CUGCCUAGAUGUGAGCGAUCUCCACAGAGAUACAGCCUGGCAUUUAACUGUACCAUUCCUACACGAGUCCUCUGAACACAGUCCACGGCCGGCCUUAUCUCACGCUGCAGAGAGGCAACUGGAACAUCUCGCCUCCGCCUUCAGAUAGAGACAGAGCGACACAACACACAUGCUGAGGAACCAGCAGCAGCCACAUGAACUAAAGGAAAAAUAUGUGCCAUGAACGGGUCCGGGAAAUCCCAGGCACUUUACUGCGGGUGUCUAUUGUCGGUCAUGUGGGUGGCACUGUGCAAUGGGACGGAGAACAAGACCACCCUGGCCUCUCUUAUCAGCGACGUGUACAGCGUCAUUGAGAAUAAGUCUGUGAUUCCUUUCUGCUUCACAAACAACCUGUACGAGCUUACGUGUUUCUGGAAAAGCAACAGCUCAGAUGCCUCCAGCUAUAAUUUUACCUAUACACCUGAGGAGAAAACUUGCAAGUUGACGACGGCGGCUGCUUCCGAUGACAUCUGGUGGCACAUCUGUCAGUUUCGAAACAUUGACUUAUUUUCUUUGACGCCUUAUCACAUCACAGUGGAAGAUAAGUUGAAGAAUUGCAGCUUCAGCCGAGACUGCAGAGCAGAACAUGUUGUGUACCUGGAGCCCAUUAAAAACAUCGAAGUGAAGGAGCAGUGGAGACCGCUUGGAUUGUGGCUCAUCCUCAACCACACCUAUCCAGAUCUUCUUGCCCUGACCUAUGAAGUGAAAUACAUGAGUGAAAAAAGCAACAUUCUGAAAACUGAGACAUUUCCGAAUAUACGAGGAAACCAGGGCGAUGUGAAGCUUUUCCUCGAUGAUAUUGUUGGAGGGGCUGAGUACACGUUCAGCGUCAGAGUCAAAGCAGAUGAGGAGUAUGACGGCUACUGGAGCCAGUGGACAGAUGUUCAUGUCCAGAUAGCAAAUGCUGUGGACCCAUUUCAUGUUAUGAUGUAUGUGAUUGCCGGCCUGAUACCGAUUGUGGCCAUCGUCAUGUUAGCUACAUGUCAGAGAAGGUUCCUCAAGACAAAGGUGUGGCCGGAAAUCCCAAGCCCAGAACAUCACUUCAAGGAGCUGUACACAACUCAUAAAGGCAAUUUUAAGCUGUGGUUAGAUCAGACGGACUCUUACCUUAUAUGGAUAUCUAGAAAUAUCUUUCAUGAAGGUCCAAUCUCUACACUGGAAGUCCUCUCAGAACUUCCUAAUGUGAUGCCCCAACCCGCACCUUCAGCACAACUGCCGCCCAAGGACAGCUACGUGACUCUUGAUGAGAGUUUUUUGCCCCACUUCCCGGCAUGGAUGGUAACUCAAAGACAACUAGACAUCCAGAUGGAGCUACUGAUUCCAGGUGAGACUCUCAGUCAGGAAAACACCUGCAGUAACAAUGGGAGAUCAGGAGAAGAUGAGAGGGAAAUGAGCACCGAGGAGGUCCCACCUGUGGAGGAGAGAAAGAGCCAUCUUACAAAGGGAAAGCCUGGCUGUCUAACCAUCCAGAGGGAGGACUCCCUAAGCUCAGAGGAAGGGAAGCAGAGUGCAGGAUCCAGUUUUGAGUAUACAGUUUUAGAGACGUGUGACGGGCUCUUAUCCCCCAGGACACGUUCUAUUCCUCAACGCCAGCCUCUGAAGUAUGCUUACCUAGCCAUGUCCGAGUCAGGGGAAGAAAGUCCUCCAGCAUCUCCAAACAUUUACCAGAACAGCAUCUGUGCCCAGCGACCAGCCCAUAUCUACUCCCAGUGCUGAGAAGAACCCAUGGACUAGAGGGCACUCUGGGAAGAUUGCUUCCUGGACAUGAGGACUCUGCAGGGUGUACAGAAUUACACCUGGAAAGACUGAGAACCACACAUGGUCUGCGGAUUGUACAUACCUUAACAUUUAUCUGCAAAAGUGGAGCAAUGGACAUCUCUCCUUAAAGGAGAACUCCAGUCUUAAACGAGGCACCUGCGCCGCACAGGGCUUGUACAGGGUUUGUGCUCCCCAUAACAGUCUAGUUUCUCUUUGUAUGGGAAGUGUAGGACGCAGUCUCUAAACUGCCAUUCCACAGUCAUGUGAGCAGCAGAUGCCCAGAUGAUGUGGCCAAUAUGGUCGAUACUGGGCAGUCACAUGUUCUGCACAGGAUCAGAAAUGGGCCCUGUAUACGAUGACCAUUUUAGUAUAGAAAGGAACAUCAGAUGAUGAGGAAAGGUCACGGUCAUGGGGUCAAUAAGCUGAGAUGUCAGGAGCUGUUUGGCCAGGGCCGGAUUAAAGGGGUUGUUCCGUGAUUAUUGUAAAAAAUGAAAAUCAGACAUCAUAUAGUACAGGCUUGGCCAACCUGCGGCUCUCCAGCUGUUGUAAAAUUACAACUCCCACCAUACCCUGCUGUAGACUAAUAGCUGUAGGUAGUCUGGGCAUGCUGGGAGUUGUAGUUUUGCAACAGCUGGAGAGCCUCAGGUUGGCCAUCCCUGAUAUAGUACAUGACAACCUCUAACAAAGCUAGAACCGGCCCUGUACCUCACAU
Molecule: messenger RNA, 2509 nt
Organism: Bufo bufo (common toad)
Lineage: Eukaryota; Metazoa; Chordata; Amphibia; Anura; Bufonidae
Gene: EPOR
Product: erythropoietin receptor
Exons: 8
Coding region: 220-1755 (511 amino acids)
Biological process (GO): cytokine-mediated signaling pathway; positive regulation of cell population proliferation; hemopoiesis
Cellular component (GO): external side of plasma membrane
Molecular function (GO): cytokine receptor activity; protein binding
Source: RefSeq, a predicted model, not a curated record